Messenger RNA from Gigantopelta aegis, 9219 nucleotides. RefSeq names its product mitogen-activated protein kinase 15-like. Gene Ontology annotation, biological process: protein phosphorylation; intracellular signal transduction. The transcript is spliced from 10 exons. Bases 255 to 1703 code for a protein of 482 amino acids. Gene Ontology annotation, cellular component: cytoplasm; nucleus. Lineage: Eukaryota; Metazoa; Mollusca; Gastropoda; Neomphalida; Peltospiridae. Gene Ontology annotation, molecular function: protein serine/threonine kinase activity; ATP binding. The record is from RefSeq and is a predicted model, not a curated record.
UAUACAGCCUGUAACCUGUAGAAGUAUGGGCAUUGUCUACAGUCAGGGUACUAAUGGAAAUGAUGGUAACAGUUUGCUUGCUUUUUCAUCAUUGUACAGAGAAUGUAUUUGGGUGUUUCCAUUUUUCACUCGCUUUCUCACUGAUACCUUCUAGACUGUUCCAUUGUAAUAAAGGGGUGCACCCAAGUUGUUGUUAUUGCAAAUUGUAGAAUGUUUGGAAGAUAAAUCGUCUGAAUGGAUGUUUGUUGUUAACAAUGAUGUUAUAUUUUUCAGAAACUGACCUGCAUAAUGUAAUCAAGCGAGGGAACAUUCUGAAGGAUGUACACAAGAGAUACAUAAUGUACCAACUGUUUAAAGCGACAAAAUACCUUCAUUCUGGGAAUGUCAUUCACAGAGAUCAAAAGCCCUCUAACAUCCUGUUGGACAGUGAAUGCGUGGUGAAGCUGUGUGAUUUCGGCCUCGCUCGAUCCCUCACACAAAUUGGCAUGGACGAGACGGGUGACCCGAAUCUGACAGAAUAUGUUGCUACCCGGUGGUACAGAGCCCCAGAGAUUCUCCUGGCUUCACACAAGUACACUAAGGGUGUGGACAUGUGGAGUUUAGGCUGUAUUCUGGGUGAGAUGUUGCUAGGGAAGCCAGUGUUUCCCGGCACGUCGACACUGAAUCAGAUCGAGAGAAUCAUGUCCUCUAUAGCUACACCAUCACGAGCAGACAUUGAUAGUAUAGGUUCAGCGUAUGGAACUUCUGUUUUAGAGAAAGCUUGCAUGAAAGGCAGGAAAAAGUUUGAAGACCUCAUUCCUGAUGCACCAGCCGAUGGUCUCGACUUGAUGAAACGAUUACUUCACUUCAACCCGGAUAAACGUGUUACUGCUGAAGAAGCUCUCAAACACCCCUACGUCGAGAGAUUUCAUAACCCAUCAGAAGAGCACACACUGGACUACGACGUCGUUCCUCCCAUCAGUGACGAGACACAGCUCACGGUAGAUGAAUACAGGAGCAAGCUAUAUGAGAUGAUAAUGCAGAAGAAAGCCGAGCGGCGGCGGAGACGAAGGGAAGAGGCUCAGAAGGCUCAGAAAGCUGUCCAGCUAGCUCAGAUAGCUCAGCGGACCCAGGAUGAAAUACCACCGGCAGAACCGGAGGUGGGCAUGGAGGAGAACUCACCCAAGGGAGUGUCACCCAAGUCCAUGGCGAAACACGUAUCUGCCGAGAACUACAGACACCAGUCCUCAUUCACAGGUGUAGCAUUUGGUAGAACGACACACGAUGGUCAUCACAAGGGCUCCAAGACCGUAUUAACACGGCAGAGAAGUUACGAACAUUUACAAGGUCCUUCCAACAAUAUGGGGCAUGAGCCAUACCCACCCAUCGGUAUGAGUCAGAAAAACCGCCAAACGUCGGCACCUCCCGCUGCAGGCUUGAGAGGCCGACCCAUUUCAGGAACGUACGCUCGGCAGGGAAACCCAAUGAUAACGCGAGAUGACAGAUCAGGUCUGACAGUGACCAGCUCAAGAAUGGUACCCGGUCAAAGGCCAACAUCUGCGAACGUCCCUCGACCGAAACCAUUGUACGGCAGGAAACAGUUCAGCAACGCUGUAAACCACCCGUCGGUGGGUGCCCACAAGGCGACAUUUGGCAGCUACACGCAGUCGUACGGAACAAUCUCAUCAAGCGGGCUCGCUGCUCUUCAGACGAAGAAGACAUGAAUCACACCCUGAGAGAAAGAGACAGAGUUGACUGGUGUCAGGCUGCUGGUGUAAUAUCAACACAACUUGUUUAUAGUCAUCACACACUCACACACAAACUGGCUGCUCCAUCUUGUCAAUCCGUCCGUCCAUUCGUUCAUCCAUUCAUCCAUCCAUCCGUUCAUCCAUCGUUGUUGAUCUGACUUGAGCAGGCGUCUAGAUGGAUGGCUGAUCGUAUUGUGUGAUGUCAGAAGUGUUGACCCAUAUGUUGAUAUGGUUGUUUGCUGGCAAACAAUAUUCUAGGCACAGUUAAAGGACGGGAGUGUUUUAGCGUCAGUGUUAUGUGGGUGCCUCCCCCCCCCCACACUGUAAUGCUACAUCGUUUGUCUACUGAAAGUAGAUUUAAUAAUGUUUUAAUACUGUAGGUACUUUUCAAAAGUACAAGUGAAUUGUUAUUAGUUUAUUGCCAAAAUAAGUCAUUACUGAUACACGUAUAUGCAAACAGGAUGAAGAAAACUGCACCAGAGUAAUUUUAUGAAGACUUUCUUAAUAUGAAUAAUAUUGUUGACUUACAUAAGGUUUGUGAAUGCAUUUCCUUAAAUAUUUCUUACACUGCCUUUGACAUUGCAAAUAUAUAUAAAUCCAAUAUCCACAAUGAAUUUGGAAAGCGAAUGUGAACACAUUUUAUUACAGUUUCUUUAAUAUUUCAGUAAGGGCUGUUCUAAAAAUAAUCACAUUUGAAUAGUUGGGAGGCAGUAUAUUCACCCAAGCAAAUUAUUUACAAUCAUUUGAAUUUAUAAAAAAAAUAAAAAUUCCAGAACUUCCAACACAAUAAUAUUAGUACAUACUGUGGCCCUGUGUACCAAUGUCCUAAUCAGAAUUGUAUUGCUUAUUAGUCCCCUAUCGGUCCAACUGGAGGGGACUAUAGGUUUCAUCGCCGUCCUUAUGUCUGUCCAUCCGUCUCUCCCACAUAUAGUUUUUCGGAUGGUUUUUUCAUAAUGCUUCGAGAUAUUGAGCUGGAAUUUUGUGUAUAGCUUUAUCAUAUACUAUAAUUACAGAUCAAGUUGACUUUCAUGACGAUUUACCCAUUUUGACAGAGUUAUGGCCCAUGAACUUAGGAGAUAUGAAAAUUGUUUUCCUGACUUUUUUUCCCCAAAUGCCUCAAGAUACUAAGCUGAAAUUGUGUGUAUAGCUUUAUCAUGUACUAUUACAGAUCAAGUUUCAAUUUCAUGAUGAUUUACCCAUUGUGGACAGUUAUGGCCCGUGAAUUAGGGAAAUAUGAAAAUAUGUUUUCCUAAGUAUUAUUUUUACAAUGCCUCCACAAAUUGAGAUGAAAUUUUUUUUUUAUAGCUUUAUCAUAUUCUGUUACAGAAGUUUAACUAUCAUGUCGAAUUACCCAUUUUUCACCGAGUUAUGGCCCUUGAACAUAGGAAAUACAAAAAUAUGUUGGGCCCAAUAGGGGACAUGUAUUGCUUUAACAAUACUCUCAGAAUGCUUGUUAUGUACAAUACAUGAACAUUUCUGGAAUGAAAAUCUGAACAAUAUACCAUUCUGAUGGUAUAUUACUAAAUGUACGCAACAGACAUAAUAAAUUACCACUUAUUAUAUCUGUUGUUUAAUCGUACUAAUAGGUCAUCAUAAUGAAGUUCAGUGUUCAGGCAUUUGGAAUUAGAUGGGCAUGAUUUGAUUAGGACUUCAGUAGUGGAACAUGUGGUCCUCCUAGGAGGAUCGAUCCUAUGACCCUUCAGACAUCAGACAGUCAUUAAACAAACCUUUCUUUCCUUUCCCACACUUUCUAUAUGAUAAUUUCUGGGACAGUCCUAAAGGUAUUUGCAAAUGGAUGUUUAAAGGUUAACUUUAUUAUAAAAUUAUUAGCUAUGAGCUUAUACGGUUUACUGUAUAUGUUGUAUACCCAAUAACAGUUAAAAAUUGUUAUUCCAAUUUUUGCUUUUAUGUAACUGAAGCAAAAUAUCUUAUAAAAUAUCUAAGCUAAUGUUCCAAACUUUAUUUGAAAACAACAAUAUCAUUAUUUAUAUGUGAUGUUAUUCUUGAUAAUUUUUAGUACCAAUCGUGUUUCUACUCAAGGGAGUUAACUCUGGUCAUUAUAUUUCUUUUUAGCUGAAGAGUAAUUUUAAUGCAGCAUUUUCAAUAAUUUUUAUUAAAUUGAAAUAGCCUUUAACUACAACUUGUCUAAUUUUAAUUUUACUUUAUUAUAAAGUUAACCUUUAAGUUUGCUUUUAUAUUCGUCUCAAGUUUUAAUAUGUAAAGUGAAUACAUUUCCAAAACAUUCACGUGCGUUUUCCCCCACAAUUUACUAAUAAUAAAAAUAGAAAUAGAUGUCUGAUCAAAUUAAAGAGUAAUGCAUAUUGUUUUUUAUAUAUGUAGGAAAAAACUUGAAACAAAGUUGUUUGUGGAAAGUUUUAUAGGUUUUGACAUAAUGAAGAUACUUUGACAAGACUUGAUAACACGAUAGAUGGUAAAUUAUUAUUGGCAAAUCCAUAUGUUUUGGUGAAACACCUCAGUUACUUACAAUAAAGGAACCAACUUCAUUCUUAAUGCAAAUCAUUUCAGCCAUUUUUCAUCAUAAUGGGGGGAAAAACCCUCAUUAAUUUGGGAGAAGACAGAACUAAAUGUGGUUAACUGUUUUCAGCAUGAACACUCGUCUAAUAAUAUGAUAAAUCUUCCAUUACUAAAUUUGACCACAGAUUAGUUUGCUACAUGUUAUUAGAACCAGAAUGUGCAAAUACUUUUGUUUUAAUGAUGACACUUGGUUCAACAGUUUACAUUCUCAGUGAUACAUUAUUCUGGGUGGAUUCGGGAUUUUUCUUCAGAGUGGUGAUGUACAACAACAACAAAUAAUAUGUACGGCUGUCUAGUCUGCAAAUUGCGAUAAAUUAGUUGUAUAUUGAUUUCCUAUUUAAGACAGUGUUUAAGAGAGGGUGCACACCCACAGAACUUACAUUCAUCCACUACUGCUUAAUUUGUUUAUGGUUUGCCAAAUUAUACAUACUUAGGUUGUAAGUGUUACUGACUUUGCCACAUUGUUUUUUGUACAGCUGUAAACAUUCCAAUUACAGGGAGUAUUGUCCGAGAAUUAUUUUUAGCAGAGUGCUAAAUGUAAUUUUGUGAAUUAAGAUAAUCUUUUUAAGUUUUUUGUUUCUCUCAAACUACAUUCCAUCCAGUUUUAGUAUUUUAUGAGUGCAGCUGAUAAGCAUUCAUAUAAAUAUUAAAGUUGUACUUUUUCCAAUAUUGUUUAGUGAAUCAGAAGAUAUAUAAUGUUAAUAAAGUAGAGCCUCUUUUGGUGGUCGCCUUUAUUAUAUGGACUACAAAUAUUAGGUGGUCUUUAAUAUAUUGUAUCACUCUGCUCAAGAAAAAACAAACGGUCCAGCUGUUUAUUAUGUACAGUUUGUACUGUAUUUUGCAUUUUUGAUCUUUUAACCUAUUUAAUAAUUUAUUAAUUUAUUGUGAUUGAUGACGUCAUUGACGUGUGAUGCAUUUCUCCAUCUGUGAUAGUGGAAACAUUCCGUCCCUUGGAUUACAUAGGUCAUACAAGGUUGAUUUGGACCAGUAUUUUAAAUAGCAUGAUGGUUACAUUGACUUAGUAAUAAAUUUAACCGAACCAUUUGUCAGUUUGAUCAGUACUUUAAAUACAUGGUUGUAUUUAUUUAUUUAUUUACCAGUAUUUAAAAUAGCUGGAAGGUUAAUUUUUUACAAUUAUUUAAAUAGUCAGAAGGUUGACUGAUGUUUACUGAAAUAUUAACUGACCAGCCAGUUAAAUAGUUUGAAACUAUCUGGUAUUUUUAACAUUGAUUAUCACCUAUAAUCACCAUGUUUGCAUUGAUGUAAACUUGUUUAUAUUUGUGGGGUAUUAACUUUGUGGAUAUAGAUAUAAUCUGUUAAUGUGUUAUCUAACAAAUUAACUAGUCCUAAUACAUUUACAGAGCUGUAAUAUAUAUUUAAAAAAAGUAUAUUUGUAAAUAGUACUAUUAUAGUAGAAUGUUUAUAUAUCAAAUUUAUAUUAUACAUAUAGAUAAAAUACAUCUGUUUUGUGUGGUACAACCAUGUUUUGUAUAUGUGAAUACACUGGUAGGCAAUGUUUACAUGAUGCAUAUGAUACAGUACAUGCAAAUUAGUGUGUGUUUAGUUUAUCUAAUGUAUGUUAUAAAACGCUGAUGUUGUCAGUAGGUCUUGAAAGUGAAAAGUGUGAAGUGUUUAAUAUAUUCUUUCAGAAUUUCAUAUUGGUAUCUGCUUGGUAAUUACAAUUUUUCAUCACAUUCCAAAACUUGUCAAAGUUGCAUGAUAACGAAAAUAUUUAAAAAAAAAUCUUGUGAAAUAUACAGAUUACUCGUUGAAUUACAUGUCUGCAAUAAACUACCUGAUCGCAUCCGAAUAAUUAACGUUAUAUUAUUGCAAAUUUAAAUAAGGUUGACUCGCAGAUUAACAUCUUAUGUCAGUUUGUAUUUGAAUUGCAUCUCCGUAUUUUUGAGCUAUUUUAAUGGAUACUCGAUACGUACUUUAUAUUUACCAAGAAUGCUAAAAAAAACCAACCCAAAAUACCCACUGUUUAAGCCGAAUGGCACCACCUUAAAGUCUUGGUACUCUUUGAGUUAAUUAUACAAAGAUUAAACAUGGGAUUGAUUAAUUUGUAGUUGCAUAUGAUGGAUACAAGUAAAAAAACCCACUAAACUAACAAAAUAUGACAUUUACAGGUUUGAUAAGGCACCUUUAAACGUUACUGGUAACAACCAAUACUGUUAAAUUUGAAGGUCAGUAUAAUUAAUUUUUAAUUACAUUCUUUUUACUAAACAUGAGUAUUGUCCUAGCUUUCUGUCAAUAUUAUUAUGAUGUCAGUUGAUGUAUGAUUUGAUUAUAGACGUAAGCAGUUUGAAAGGGCAGUUCGUGAAUUUUAUUGACUGAAAAGCAAGUUAAAAUAAUUAUAAAAGAAGAAAAACUGAUGUCAAUAUAUAAAGGUUGAAACUUGUUCUUGUAAUGUUGAGUCAGUUUAAGGUAAGAGUAGUUUUCUUUUUUAUUUGAAUGAAUUGCCCUUUGGUACUAUAUUAAAGUUUCCAUAAAACCUAGCAUUUCCUGAUUGCAAGCUUACUAUAAUAACCUUGGUUUUUUUAUGUUAAUUCUUGUGUUCAGUCUUUAGAUUAAUAGCAGAGCCAAUCACAGACUGACUGGGGAAAAUGGUAUGUUGAGAGAUCAAUAGGAAAACUAUUAACAGACCAACCGAAAAGCAGUCUAUUAAUAGUCUGAUAGUAAAUUGUUAUGUUCUUAAUAUUCUCUUAAACUUCAGAAUAGUUCAAGGUGUUUUAUGAUGAUUUAAUAUGGGGGGGGGGGGGGGGGGGAGGGAGAAGAAGAAUGCUGAAUGCUGAAUGCAACAUUUGUAUAAAAUGUGCCUGGAUCUACCUCACGAAAUUGUUCCAGGACUUUUUUUAAUUAUUUUUUUAAUAAAUUACACUGUAGUUAUUAUACUGUUAGCUGUAGAAUGUUAUCCGUCCACUAUGCAUUUGUUGUUAAGCAAAUAUUUGUGAUAGUUUUUAAAUUUUUAUUUAUCAUUUAAUGUGUUCAUUUGUAUGUUAUACAGAGUGAUAUCCAUCCAUUCACCUCAUCAUAUUGCAUGUAUGCUUAACCCACUCACUUUUUACGAUACUUCCUUAUAACUUUAACACCCAUAACCUCGUAUAUUCAGUGUUCAAGUUGAUGUGUUUGUCUGUAAUUAAUGAAAAGUGUUUUAAGUAUUUUAUAGUGUUUUUAUUUAAAUUUUGUAUUGUGUUAUUCAACAUCCACCACCCUGGUUUUGGAAGAAGACAUUCAUGGCAGCUUAAAGAUAAUAACAACAACAACAACCAUUUAACAACAAUAAUACUUUCUUGAGUUAAUGCUUUCAAAUCAAAUUCCAUCUUUUUUUAUGAUAAAUAUUUUCUUAUCACACGGUUGUAUCUACUUUUAUCCAUUUUUAUAUACAUUUUAUUUAAUAUUUAAAAACUGAAAAGCAGUGCUCGACUCCAUCGUUAUUAUUAAUAUCAUUUGUAUUUUCAGUGCAGAUGUACUUUCAUGUAAAACAUUAGUUAUGUCAUUCUUGUAAAUAUCACAUUAUUAAAAAAAAAAAAAAAAAUGGUGUUGGUCUGUUCACAUGUUAUUUAAUUAUUAUUUUUUUAAACCAUGCAACAACUUUUGAUAAUAGUAUUUUAUCUUGAUGACCAUUCUAUACUAUUUAUUCAUGGGCAGAUUUUAUUUUUAUUUUAUUUUUUGGGGGGAGGAGGCAACCUAGCCCUGUCUCCACCAUUGUGGCAUGAAACUGCACUUUAUUAACUUUUUUCCCCGAUCAUAUUUAGUAUGAGUAUUCCAUCAACAUAUCUAUCUUUUUCAUGUUCCACCCCAAGCCCCUUUUCACAAAACCGUAUCCAUCUUCAUCCGUCCAUAACUGAUGCUCAUUUCGUUGAUUAUUUACAAGUGUCGUAUGUUUGGUAUGAUACAUUGGUUCUGUUUGCUACAAUUCUUACCAUUCUAGAUUUAAAUUUCAAAUUUGUAUGAACAACUUUUAUACUUAAUUUUGUUUUUAACUGUGGAUACAUAGGAAUCUAAAAUGUUUAUUUAUUCAGUUGCUAGUGCUUUGAUUUGCUUUUUAGCUUUAAAGACUCCAGUAGCAUAUUCGUUGGUAGUUUAUUUUUGUGAAUUGUUUUAACUCUGCUAGUCUUUGGGGUCUGAGUGACCCAAUUUGACAUGAUGUCUGUUCAUAACCUGUUUUUAAACCUUCCACUGUUCCACACGCACACAUUCACAGACACACACACACACACACACACACACACACACACAAUCUCAUGCAAUAUAUUCAUGAUUCAAAUUUUAAAUUUUAUUUAAUUGUAAUUUAUUAUUUAAUUUUAACUCCCUUUUUCAUAUCUGUUAUGUGAGAGCUGUGUUUGAAAAUAGAUCUUUUAUAAUCAGCAAGGUCGGUGUUAUUUUAUGUUAGGGAUAUGGGCUGAAUAAAAGGCAUUUUUAAAAAUAUAUAUAUGUAAAGCAGUUUGAUCACUGGAACUUUUUGGGGGUUUUCAAAGGUAUCUUGAAAUCUAAUGGGGAUAUUGUGUUAAUAUUUUAGUCUUCUAUUUUAAUCACUAAAUUUUAAUAUAUUAAUGUGACUGUUGUGGAAUUAUAUUAUGGCUGGGGAAGAAACCAUUUUCUUUCUUAUGUUUAGUCUCACCAAACUAGAAACAAUUUUGCCACUUUUGUUUUAAUAAAUAUUUAUGUGGCUAUUGAAAAGUGAUAUAAACCUCUGCUGUGAACUACUGCAUGGAGUUAAGUGACUAUGACAAACCUGUGUUUUCACCUCAUUGUUACAUGUAUAUCAGUAUUACCAAGCCGUGUAGCAUUGUAACUAAUCAUUAACCAUCAUAAAAAAACAUAUGUUACCAUGUGUGAUGCGUGUCUCAUGUUCUUUAUGUAAUAUCUGAAUUUGGUUCUGCAAACAUUUUAUCAUAGCAUGACGUCGUUGUCAAAACCAUCUGGCAAUACAAAUAAAAAGGACACAAAAUAA